Vicia faba (fava bean) is the source of this 1551-nucleotide messenger RNA. NCBI's taxonomy places the organism in Eukaryota, Viridiplantae, Streptophyta, Magnoliopsida, Fabales, Fabaceae. The record is from the annotation of a GenBank genome assembly.
AUGGAUUUGGAUAUGAGCAUUGAUACACCUUCCUUUGCUUGUCCUGUGACGAGCAAUGUCAGUGAUUUUGCUGCCUUUUUAGUCCCUGUGAGGAAUGGAAUCAAGCAGCAAAAGACUCAGCGUGGUGGUUUUGUACCUUACCAGAAGCUCGGAAGGAACAGCUUGGUCCUUAAAGAGAUUGAAUACCUUUUACUGUUGUACGAUCAGUUGUUGUGCAAAAUUGAAAUUUGCCUUCAAAAAAUGGAUAAGAGAUUCGUUAACAAGGAAAUGUCGCAUGAGGAGAAUUAUUUUCAUCCUGCAUGCUCUCUCUAUCUUUCCGUUUUGAAGGAGUUGCAUAAGAUUUCUAAGCUUUAUGAUGGUGCUUCAGAAAAGCUCCAGGGCGUUUUGACACGUCAAAAGACUGUGCUGUGUCAGCUGCUUGUUAAAUAUGCAAAGAGGACUGAUGAGCAUCAGUGGAUUCUCGAGCACAAGAAUGUCACCAAUUUCGAGGCUAGAAGGCAUUUGGCCAUGAUGAUGUUCCCGGAGGUUAAGGAAGACUAUGAAGAGCUACAUGAGAUGCUCAUUGACAGGUCUCAGUUGUUAACUGAAUCUUUUGAAUAUGUCGCACGAGCUGAGCCCGAGUCACUGCGUGCUGGCCUCUUUAUGGAAUUCAAAAACGAGGAAGCCACUGGCCCCGGUGUGCUGAGGGAGUGGUUCCUUUUGGUUUGUCAAGCAAUAUUCAAUCAGGAAAAUGCUCUUUUUGUUUCCUGCCCAAAUGAUAAAACGAGAUUUCUCCCUAAUUCUGCUUCCAAGGUGCAUCCUCUGCAUCUUGAGUACUUCAGCUUCUGUGGUCGAGUUAUUGCAUUAGCUUUGAUGCAUGGGGUGCAAGUAGGUAUUGUUUUUGAUCGGGUGUUUUUCUUGCAAUUGGCUGGAAAGUCUAUUUCUGUUGAAGAUAUAAAGGAUGCAGAUCCUGAGCUUUAUAGAAGCUGCAAGCAGAUAUUAGACAUGGAUUCUGAUCUAGUUGAUUCAGAUGCGUUAGGACUGACGUUUGUAAGAGAAGUGGAUGAAUUAGGACACAGGAAAGCGAUCGAGCUCUGUCCCGGUGGAAAGGAUGUUGUAGUUACUAGUUUUGCUGAUAUUCUUUCAAGUACAAACCUCCAGACGUCCUUUUUUCAAGCUUUAGAUCCUGAAGAUCUUGAUUGGAUGCUCCGUGGAUGCAAAGAUGCCAUUUCCGUCGAAGAUUGGAAAAAACACACUGAAUAUAACGGCUAUAAAGAGACAGAUAUUCAGAUCUCUUGGUUUUGGGAGAUAGUGGGGAAAAUGACAGCUGAAGAAAGGAAAAUUCUCCUUUUCUUUUGGACAUCUGUGAAAUAUUUACCAGUCGAAGGCUUCUGUGGUUUAGGCACCCAUCUCUACAUUUACAAGUCCCACGAGUCCGGCGAUCACCUUCCUUCAUCUCAUACAUGCUUUUACCGGCUCUGUUUCCCAGCUUAUUCAUCAAUGCCGGCCAUGCAAGCUCGUCUCAAAGUCAUUACUCAAGAACAUAUUGGCAGUAGUUUUGGUACUUGGUGA